Messenger RNA from Capsaspora owczarzaki ATCC 30864, 591 nucleotides. RefSeq lists its product as hypothetical. Gene Ontology annotation, biological process: signal transduction. The annotation marks the transcript as partial. The transcript has 4 exons. The record is from RefSeq and is a predicted model, not a curated record. Lineage: Eukaryota; Filasterea; Ministeriida; Capsasporidae.
AUGGAGAAGCCUGCUGCGGACGUGCUGCGGAUUUUCCUGAACGACGAGUCGUACCGCUCUGUUCGCGUUCUGCCGACCUCCACUGCGGCCGAGGUCGUCGCGUCCAUCCUCGCCAAGCACGACCCCGCCGCCUCGCCGUCCUCGUACUCGCUCUACGCCAUCCGAAAGCAAUCCGGCCCACGCUUUGUCGAGGCCAGCGAGAUUGUCCAGGCUGUUAUUAGCGCAGGGGGCAACCAGAAUGACAAGGUCACCAAGAUUUACAUCAAGCUAGCACAGGAAAAGUCUGGUGCUGUGCAACGGCCCAGGCCUUCCUCCGAGCUCGUGCGUGCCGCCAGCGACUCGAUGGCCAACCCUGGAGGCUCGCAGACCAACCUGGAUCAGAUUGGUCGCAGUUCCAGCGUUGACGACAGUCGCAGUUCCAGCUCAUCUUCCACAUCUCUUGCUGCCACCUCGGCAACCAGCAUGACGCUGCCGCCUGCUGCUCCCGCCUCCGCGCCUGUUCGGCGCCCGGAUGAAUAUUUCGUCAACCCCAUGUGGGUUCAAACACAGUCAGUUUCGCGAUCCGCAGGAGCAGCGUUGGAAGUGUCGGAG